AUGAACAUCAUCGAUUUGGCAGCUCACCCAGUACUACCACCAGAUCCUGAAAUUGUUCUUGGUGUUGAUGUGAGUAAGCUCAUGUUCGAGUUCGAUGAACACAUUCGAUUCAUUCGACAAGUUUUCCAUCUUGCUGGCUAUGCAUAUAAUCCAAAUGCGGUGUUGUCGAACGCACAAAUGGUAACAGAACUUAAAAUUAGAUGUAACGGUAUUUACCGUUACGGCUCACUUUAUGUACCUUACCCUCUUCGCUGUAUCUUAUAUGUUGACGAAGAAGCAUUGGAAGAAACAUGGCAAAUAGUUAAAGAAUCAGUACGACAAAUGAAGCACGAUAAUAAACGUAAUAAUAUUUUAAAAGCAAUACGAACUUCGAAGACCACCAUCACUGGCACCUCUCCAUCACAAGCUGGUGAAAAUACUAGUUCAACGGAUUCUAUCAACUGA
Messenger RNA from Rotaria socialis, 444 nucleotides. The record is from the annotation of a GenBank genome assembly. NCBI's taxonomy places the organism in Eukaryota, Metazoa, Rotifera, Eurotatoria, Philodinida, Philodinidae.